AUGGCAAUUAAUAAAGAUAGCAUUGAAAAGAAAUUACGCGAUGAACUUGAGCCAACUUAUUUGACCGUUGAAGAUUUCUCAAGUGGUUGUGGUUUAAAAUUUGAUGCUGUCAUUGUAUCGAAAAAAUUCGAAGGUAAACAAUUACUUGCAAGACAGAGAUUAGUCAAUGAAAUCAUAAAAAAUGAAAUGACUGAAAUUCACGCGUUCACCCAAAAGACUUAUACACCUGAUGAAUGGGAAAAGAAACAACAAAAAGCGAUGGGUAAUCCUGAAUGUGAAACACAAUCAAUCAGUGCUUGUACUGGCAAUUGUGGAAAUUGCAAAAAAUAA
Molecule: messenger RNA, 330 nt
Organism: Rotaria socialis
Lineage: Eukaryota; Metazoa; Rotifera; Eurotatoria; Philodinida; Philodinidae
Source: the annotation of a GenBank genome assembly